This is a messenger RNA of Seminavis robusta, 2025 nucleotides long. Lineage: Eukaryota; Bacillariophyta; Bacillariophyceae; Naviculales; Naviculaceae. The record is from the annotation of a GenBank genome assembly.
AUGACGACUAGAUCCUUCCGUUCCUACAGCGUUGGCAACGAAGCGGUGACUUGCCUCCUGCCAGAAGUUAAUGGUGCGGAGCUCCUGGAAUACCAUGCCAUGAAGAGGCUGGACGUGGUGGCGUCUCGUCAAGAAAUUUAUGCGUCGGACCUUUGGCAAACUCUAAAGACUCUGUGCGAGGACGAAGACCACCCUCUGGAGAGCUUGACUGUAUUGAUAUCAGACUUUUCUGAAGAUGAGGACAUGGAUGAUAAGAUGAAGGAGGAUUACUUCUUGUCCAACUUGAAAUGGAGGCUUCAGCAUUGUGGCAAGAGAAAAUGGAGACCGCUCACAGUCCGAGCCAUUCGUCUUCCGGAUCCAUCCGAGACACUUUUCGGCAACGCCUUUGUCCAUUUCUGCUCCACGCCAUCAGCAGGAGCAACCAGAGAGAUACGAUUUUCCUCAACCGUUCUCGUUGAUUUGAAUGAGGAAGAUCAGUCUCGCAUUUUGAAAUGCCUAUCCAAUCUGAAAGACGUCACGUCCAUUGUCCUAGAAGCACGGCCAUCAUCCUACGCUCACAUCCCUGACAUACUAGAGGCUCUUGCAGCUUCCCCUGCAGCAUCCAACCUGAGGACCUUUUCUCUAGUUCCAAACACAAAUCCGCUUUCUUACGUCCACGCUGCUGCAGUUCUUCGAGGGGUUUUGCAACGCGCAGCAGUGUCCCUUCAAAAACUGUUGGAAGCCUGCGGGCCUUCGUUGGUCGCCCUCCAACUUAAUCAGCAAUGCUGGCGCCUCAGCAACCUCCAACCGGUUGCAGCAGGCUUAGAAUCUUGUGCCUCCAGUCUGGAACUGGUGGACAUGGCCAAUUCUACUUUCGAGCCUGACUGUGCGUGGCUCUUACACAGCUUCCUCCAAAGGACCAAGACUCUCAAACAUGCAUCUUUCUCGAGGCUCCGGUCAAGCAAUCAAGACACUGUAUUAUCUCUUAUUAUGGGUCUCCAACGCAACACUUCGCUGGAAUCACUGGACCUCGCGGAUUUGCAGGUUCAAAACUACCACUGGAAUUAUGUGGGGCUUUCUAUACGACAAUUACUCCUCAGUCACUGGAGGCUCCAGAGCCUACAGCUGACGGAAAACAGAGACAUUGGGCAGGGUAACAUUGAGAAAAUUGCAGAAGGAGCCGCUGGAAGUGGAGUACUGGAAGAGAUUUACCUUGAUCACUGUGGAAUUGGCGAUGAUGAGGCUGCCAUGGUCGUGGGCGCUCUCUGCUCCACUUUGGGUAGGAAUUCCUUUGGCCGCUCCACAUCAUCGCUUCGGACACUGCAUCUAGCUGGAAAUUUUGUUGGCACGCAAGCAGCUGGAGCGAUUGCUACGUUUCUCGCGGAUCCUUGUUGUGUCCUCCAAAAGCUGGUUUUGUCUGAUUGUGGGAUUGACGACGAAACUUUGAGGGCUUUGCUGCCGGGCUUGACCCAAUCCAGAACUGUAUCGUCGUUAAACCUGUCGAGGAAUGGCGAAGUGACAACUCAGGUCUGGCAUGACAUGGCCAUGGCAAUCCCUCAACUUUCAAAGCUGCGGGAGCUGGAGAUCACAUGUGACACUCCGCAAAUUGCAAACGUGUACGAAGCAAGAGUGCUGUAUCCCAGCUUUGCCCAAAUCAAGGCGCUAUAUGGAGCCUUUCUCAAAGGUCUGUCAAAGAAUCGAACCAUUGUCGACAGCUCGAUCAGUUUUGGCAUCAACGACGAAAGCUUCAAAGCUCAAGAAAGUUUUCUGGCGCAUCGAAACCGAGUACUUCCUCACAUCCCACAAAUCAGCAGCAGUACCCACGAUCGAGGAGGAGGAACGGGGAUGUGGAGCCAUAUUCUCUCCAAACUCCUGGGCAAAUCAUGGGCACCUCAUGAUGGGACAUCUUUGGCUUUCCACUUGAUGACAACCCACCCGGAAGCUGUGUUCUCUCGUCACAACUUGACGGCGUCCCCUCCCAAGAAACGACAGAAACGGAGUUUGAGUAUGCGAGAUCUUUCAAGGAGUCUCCCUUCGACCUACUGA